This is a messenger RNA of Branchiostoma belcheri (Belcher's lancelet), 1932 nucleotides long. RefSeq lists its product as uncharacterized. Gene Ontology annotation, cellular component: cytoplasm. Lineage: Eukaryota; Metazoa; Chordata; Leptocardii; Amphioxiformes; Branchiostomatidae. Gene Ontology annotation, molecular function: N-acetyltransferase activity; protein binding. The record is from RefSeq and is a predicted model, not a curated record. The transcript has 3 exons. Bases 1 to 1932 code for a protein of 643 amino acids.
AUGAGGUCCCUGCUGACUGCCCUGUUCGUGCUGACUGUGCUGUCCACUGCUGCCGGGAAGACCGUUGACUACACCGGGCGUAACUUGACGCAGGUCCCGACAGACGCCUUCACGCCAGACGCUCACACCGUUCGACUGUCUCACAACAGGAUAUCCCGCCUCGGCUCCGGCUUUACAUCAGCCCCACGCGUCCGGUACCUGAUCAUCAACGACAACAGGGUGAACACCUUAUCCCCGCAAAGCUUCCAACCUCUUCAGGAACUACUCUUCCUAGAUUUGGACAGGAACCGCCUCGUCUCCCUUCGCGACUUCACCUUCUCGGCCCUCGCCGCGCUCUCGGAUCUCAUUCUCUCCAACAACCUCAUUUCCGCCGUCUCGGUGCGGGCCUUCCACGGGCUGACAAGUCUGGAGUUCCUGGAACUUUCCGGGAACCGACUGUCGGCAGUCCCCGUGCAGGCCGUCCGCCUGAUUCCCGGAGAGCGGCUCUUGUUAGUUCUGCUCAUGGUGAACAACAUCAGCCACAUUCCCGGAGACAUCGCCUCCCUCCACCCGUCCGCUUCGUACAAGUUCCACGGCAACCCCCUGCGCUGUCCGGACGAGAAGCAGAACUCCAGCCGCGAGGACGUGAUCAACGCCGAGAACAUCAGACGGCCCAGCUCGCCCGUGGUGUGGACUUACGUCGUCGACACACUGGAAGGCGGCCGCAGACUUUCAGGGAAUCUUCUCUUCAUCAAAGAUCUGCACAAAUAUUUCGGCGUCGCUCCCAAAACCUUCUACGUCAGCGAGCACCUUAGCGUUCAUCUCCCCGAGAUUCCCGUGGAUAGAUUUGUGGAUUAUCCAACAGCCUGGAUCACUCCAACAGGGCGCCGCCCGGUCCCUGCCGGCAAAGCGCUCACGAUUGAAGACUUCACCGCGGAAGACUCGGGCAAUUCCCCAUCCGAUGAUGUUUCACCAGAAGAUCGUAAAAACAGCACAAACGACAUCUGUGCUGGUUCUCCGGCGAACCAAUCCUGCAGUUGUUUCAACGGGUCAAGAUCACCGUCGUUUCAUCACCCGAAGUUCUGUGAUGCUGGAAGCACCAACUCAGACUUAAAGCCCACCCGAUUACUCAUCAUCCUUGGCAUUGCUUCUAUGAUGCUCUGUUCUGUUGCGGUAUUUUGUUGGAGGAAAAGGCAAGGAAGGAGUGGAGAGAACGGCGGCAGCGCCGGGGCUGCGGUACGCGCGGGUGCACAGGCCAUGGCCGUCUGUAUCCCUCUUCACCCCCUGCCCAGGCUGACAGAACUUUCAACGGAAGGAGAACCUAACGCAUCUCUACUCUCUCAUCUGAGAGGAACUGAAUCAAGGGCGGCGAUGAAAAUGGGAGCCACGCAAUAUACUAGUGGUUUACACCGCGCGACAGGAGCGCGCCCAGCGGAACCGAUCGGCACUACAGAAGCUCAGAUUCAUCACUACGAAAACGCUGACGCUGACGAGUACGCCUCAGUAGCGCCGCGCCCUCUACCGGACGAUGAGGAAACUGCAGCUGACGCUGUAAAUACAAGCGUGCCAGAAGGAGUAUCUGAACAACCUGCUUUUCAGAUCGGGGAUGGUCUGGAAAUGCCUUACGGUGUAGCCGCGGCAAAUGCAAUGUAUCAGCGAGGAGGGACGGCACCGAAUCCUAAUGCUAGUGUUCUCACAAAUGAGCACACAAGUAGCACUGAUUUGACUGACUCGGCAGCUUACACUGCGAUACAUGACAACCCGGUUGAAGCACAAACCCACAUAGCAACAGAGGCAAACAUACCACUGUACCGACGAGAUACGGCACCGAAUCGUAGAUCUCUCACAAGUGAGCACGCCCAUAGUGGCAACGAUGCAACUUUAUACUGUGCGACAGACGACAACGGAAAAGGAACUGUCACCGCUGGCCUGUAUGGACAGCAAAUUGACUAA